Messenger RNA from Drosophila montana, 1682 nucleotides. RefSeq lists its product as uncharacterized. The transcript has 4 exons. NCBI's taxonomy places the organism in Eukaryota, Metazoa, Arthropoda, Insecta, Diptera, Drosophilidae. The coding region runs from base 1 to 1656 and encodes 551 amino acids. The record is from RefSeq and is a predicted model, not a curated record.
AUGUCCUCAACUCUUACACCAACUCAAACUCUCAAUCACAAAAACAACAAAACGUUAUACUCUAAAAAACAUUAUCUUUCAACAAAAAACCCCCUCCAACAAAAAAACCAAACCGAACCAAAAACCUUAUCCAAUCCAACACAACAACAACAACAACCACAACAACCACAAAAUACUUCAGACGCCUAUCGUUAUGGCUAUGAUGUUGGUAAGACUGGAAACUUCCACCACGAGACGCGUGGCCCUGAUGGCGUCACCUAUGGCUGUUAUGGUCUGAUCGAUCCCUAUCAUCUGCUGCGCGCAACACACUAUGUGGCCGAUGUGCAUGGCUACCGCACCGUGGAGCCGGAGAAACCAGUGGAGACCUUCCCGCCCGGUCUGUACAAUGAGACGAACGGUGGACCGUCCAAGCCUGGCAUCCUGCUGCAGUGGCACGAACUCUACUUUCCCAUUGGCUGCGGCAAGUUUGAGGGCGGUGCCAUCCAUGAUAUACCCUAUUUCGUAGUGGAUGAUAACAAGAACAAGGGUGUUGGCACAUCUGGCUCGUCGCUUUCCUCGCUUAACAUACCUGUACUGAAGGGUGAGGGCCAGAAGAGUUUGCCCAUUCACAAGCAGGGACCGAAGGGCCUGUUUAACACGAACGAAGGACACACAAACGAGGGACCUGGCGAUCAGGCUCCGUCCUUCCAUUCGGUGGCAUCUCUUAGACCCGGCAAUGAUGGAAAGUACAAUCCAGAAGAUAAUCGCUAUCAGCAUAUUGUGGGUCCCGAGGGCGGUUUCGGUCCUAAUGGAGGAUCAAUUGGCCCGAACGGAGGUUUCGGUCCCAAUGGAGGACCAAUCGGUCCGAAUGGAGGUUUCGGUCCCAAUGGCGGACCCAACGGUCCAAACGGUGGCUUCGGGCCUAAUGGUGGCUUUGGACCAAAUGGAGGAUUCGGACCGAACGGUCCUCCCGGCCCCAAUGGACCCAAUGGUCCCAAUGGACCCAAUGGACCCAACGGCCCACCUGGACCCAAAGGACCACCCGGACCACCAGGACCUCCUGGACCAUUCGGCGCGGGAUCGGGAGCCUCAGGAAAACCGGUAUAUAAGGAUGGCGAUCGCACUGGCAGCGGUGCUGGCAACAAUAUCGGUGGUGGAGAUGCCACAGGCCCGGGCGGCGGUUUCGGUGUCGGUGGCGGUGACAAAUACCAAACCGGCACCGGUUCCGGCGCUGGUCGCGGUGACAGAUACCAAACCGGCAAUGGUUCCGGCCAAGGUGAUGGUGGCAAAUACCGUCCUGGCACUGGUACCGGAUCUGGUGAUGGUGGCGCUUACCACACCGGCAGCGGCUCCGGCCCUGGCGGUGUUGGCGUCUAUCCUCCCGGCAAAGGUUCCGGUGUUGGCGGCGGUGAUGCCACCGGUCCUGGCCCUCUGGGCGGUGGUGGCCAAUAUCGCCCUGGCAGUGGUGGCAAUAUCGGUGACGGUGAUGCCAACCAUCCAGGUGGCGGUGAUGGCAACCGUCCAGGCGCCGGCUACAAUACUGGUACCGGCGUCGGUGGCCGCCCGGGCAGCAGCGGUAAUGGCGGCUAUAACGGCAACCAGCCCGGCACUAAUGGCGCCUACACUCCAGACACAAAUACCGGUUUUCCUGGGGCCAUCAAAUACACUUCAGGUUAGAUCAAUUGAGAUUUGUAAUUGCGCCG